Brassicogethes aeneus is the source of this 439-nucleotide messenger RNA. The record is from the annotation of a GenBank genome assembly. NCBI's taxonomy places the organism in Eukaryota, Metazoa, Arthropoda, Insecta, Coleoptera, Nitidulidae.
AAAAAAUGACCAUUUCCAACAUGACACUGGUCAAAAUAGCUGCUAUAGGGGGAAUGGCAACUGUAACAAUGGGCUUAGCGUUAAGAUUUCAAACAAACAAUAAAAUUAAAGAGUCGCCAUUCUGUAAAGAAGCGUUAAAAGAAGUGCGUUCACACAAAGCUGCCGUUCACUUGCUUGGGGAGCCAAUAAAGGAUAGAAUGAUUAGAGUGGACGAGAGGGCAAAAAAUUAUGUCAUAGACAAUAGUGGCAAAUACGAGAUUCCCCUGUCAGGGUCAAAGCGAAAGGGUGUUUUACAUUUGUGGCUUAAUAGAAAUGAUGAUAAAAGUGAUUGGGAUAUACAGAGAAUGGAAUUGGGGGUUGAUAAUCAACCCGAUAAAAGAUUGAUUUUAAAAUCUUAAUACAUGUAUGGUUUUUUUAUUAAGGAUAUUUAAUAUAGCUG